AUGGCGGCGACGCCGGCUUUGUCGUCACAUGAACGAACGCGAGUCGAAGACUAUCUCAACGACAAGAUUCAGGUCUCUGGGGACUUUGAGAGUCUGGACUCUUUGCUCAACAGUUUGCGGGCCCAGCAUGAGCUUCAACGGAAACAGUUAGCAGAAGCGCAAGAAGUCCUUUCGAUUGCCACUACAGCCUCCAAUGACCACGUCGAAGCCACUCGAAAACGAGCCGAAGCGUUCAACGAGGAACAAGCGGACAUCGACAGGCGCUUGAGAGCCAUCACGAAAUCGGACGCCAGCGAUGAAGCCGCGCAUAGGUUUGAAGCAUCAAUGAACAAGCUGCGACGGUUAGAGAUAUCACGGGGAUAUGUUGCUUUGCUCAAGGAGUCGGAUGAGUUGAGCAAGGAAGCUUUGAAGAAUAUAUCCUCGACGCCGCAACUCGCCUUGGAGCCGCACGCCCGAUUGAAGAAUAUCGUUUCGUCGCUGAAAGCCGCGCAGCCCGCCGCCGAAGGAGCCGCCCCUCACUUGGUCGACUAUGUCGAGAAGCUUGUGACGGGAUUGGGAGAGCAUAUGAAACAGGACUUCACCAGCCGACUACAGAAGAACCUCGAGCAGAUGAAAUGGCCGUCGAAAGACCUACAACUUUCCGAGGAUUUGUUGGCACAGUGGAGGAGUAAUCUGGAAUUGCUGCUGGGCUUGCAGACGCCGGAUUUGCAAGGGCGCGAUGUUUCUAGUGAACAAUUUGGUCUUGAACCUCCGAUUCUACUUCCAUUGGAAGUGAUGGUACACCCGCUCGAGCUUCGAUUCAAGUACCACUUCAGCGGCGACAAGCCAACCAACAGGCUUGACAAGCCUGAAUAUUUCCUAGCUCAUGUUUUGGACUUGAUGAACACCUACGGCGGCUUCUUCGCUUCUUACCUUCAACCCAUCUUCGAUGAGAGAGCCCAGAUUGUCGGACCUGACCUGGAAUGGAACUUUUGCAACGCACCUCAUGCCUUCAUCACGGCCCUUCUACCAAUGAUUAGACAGAAGACCAAGACUCUCCUUCCACAGAUUUCGAAUCAUCCUCAAUUGCUCAGUCACUUUGUCCACGAACUGAUGAACUUCGACACCGGAGUCCGCGAAUCGUGGAACUAUCUGCCAGAUCCUUAUUCCAACGAUAACUGGAAGGGAAUUACCUGGGAAGUUUUAACAAAACAAGGCUGGUUUGGCCGCUGGCUCGAGGUUGAAAAGGACUUUGCGCUGGCACGCUAUAAGGACAUCAUCGAUACACCAGACAGUGGGCAUAUUGAUUACGAAGGGGUAGAGAUAUCAGCUACCAAACCGACGAAAGCUGCUAUUCGUGUGAACGACUUACUCGAAACGAUAACUGAUCGAUACCAGCCAUUGACCUCAUUCGGUCAGAAGCUGCGCUUCCUCAUCGAUAUUCAGAUCACUAUCUUUGACCAAUUCCACGAACGAUUGGGCUCUGCGCUAGAGGCCUAUCUCGCCAUGACAUCAACAAUUGGUCGUACGGUGCAGGGGUCAGAAAGACAAGCCAGUGUUGAGGGUGUCGCGGGAUUGGAACGACUCUGCAGGGUAUUCGGAAGCGCGGAAUAUCUGGAAAAGAAAAUGGAAGAUUGGAGCAAUGAUGUGUUCUUCGUCGAGCUUUGGACAGAGCUCCAAGAACGCGUCAAACAGAACAAGAACAACAAACACCUAACCGGCGAUAUGUCCGUUGCAGACGUCGCAUCUCGCACCUCACAAGCCGUUGCAUUUGGGCAGGCCAAGGACGACCAAUCUGACUCCGACGGCGCUCUCUUUGACGAGACAGCCUCCGCCUAUCGCCGCCUCAGACUCCAGUCCGAAUCCAUCAUAACAUCCACCAUAACUUCGAACACGCUCUCUGCCCUGAAACCCUAUUCCCGAGUCUCGACAUGGACGACACUUUCAACUGGGUCCUCUUCCUCUCUACCUCCAUCCGCCGAUCUAGCACCGGCAAUGAGAACACUGUCUACAAACAUUUCCUUUCUCUCCCGCGCAUUGGGAGUAGCUCCGCUCCGACGCAUCACCCGCCAGGUCCUUAUCCCAAUCCAGAACUUCAUCUGGGGCAACAUUCUCAUGAGAAACACCUUUUCAGCCGCGGGAGCGUUACAGCUGGUCAGCGAUGUAGACCAUCUAUGCAGCGUCGUGGACUCUUCUCUCGGAUCGAUAGGCCACGCAGGUGAUUCGAUCCGGAUGAUGAAGAAACUCAACGAGGGUCUCCUGCUUCUUGGAUUGGAUGCGCAGAAGCAAGAUGAGGGCGAAACACCGGAAGACGAGAAAGAAGCAGGGCGAGUUGGCCUCUGGGACGUUGAAAAAAGGCUAUUCAAGGAUAACGAAAGUGCGAGGGAGAUGCUCGCUGAGUUGGAAAUUGAGAACCUGACUGAGGCUGAAGCACGGACUGUGCUCGAGAAGAGGGUUGAGAUCGCUAGCUAG
Molecule: messenger RNA, 2451 nt
Organism: Aspergillus chevalieri
Lineage: Eukaryota; Fungi; Ascomycota; Eurotiomycetes; Eurotiales; Aspergillaceae
Product: RINT-1 family protein
Exons: 5
Coding region: 1-2451 (816 amino acids)
Biological process (GO): retrograde vesicle-mediated transport, Golgi to endoplasmic reticulum; regulation of ER to Golgi vesicle-mediated transport; endoplasmic reticulum to Golgi vesicle-mediated transport
Cellular component (GO): Dsl1/NZR complex
Source: RefSeq, a predicted model, not a curated record